Symbiodinium necroappetens is the source of this 1353-nucleotide messenger RNA. The record is from the annotation of a GenBank genome assembly. NCBI's taxonomy places the organism in Eukaryota, Dinophyceae, Suessiales, Symbiodiniaceae.
AUGCGAUGGCUGCAAGUGGCGAUUGCUACUGUGCUCUUCACAUCGCUGCAGACAGGACUUUUCGUGAGGCCAGAUGUUGGGCACCGGCGACCGCGCACGCCGUGCCGGGCCGGUGACACGCUCCUAAACUGGAUCCGGGAAGCCGGUGGCGACGGGACAGUGAAACGCGAUGUAGAUGCUCGGGGCUUGCGUGGCCUCGUGGUCACGAAGCCAGCCCGGGCAGGUGACAUUCUUCUUGAGGUUCCUCUCGGGAUGACGCUGGCCGACGGCUGCGAAGGCCCUUCAGAAGGUGCUGUGGCUGCGGGGCCGCCCUGGAGCAAACAGUUGCCCUGGAACGUGCAGCUGGCUCUCGGCGUGCUCGCCAGGAGGAAAGAGCCAGACUGGUCACUGUUUCUCGACAGCUGGCCUGCUGCACCAACCCUUCCCAAAGACAUGGAGGACGAGGAUCUGGAAGAAGCUCAGGACGAGGACUUCGAAGUCAAGGCUGGCGGCACUCUCUUCUGGUUGGAGGAACGCUACGAGGACGCCUUCGCAGCCUGGGAGCAGGCCGGAGCAGCAGAUCCCAAGAUUUUCUGGAGCGAGGAGGAGUUCCGGUGGGCAAUGGCGCACGUCUGGAGCCGAUGCUGCCGCUUGGACUUGGAAGAACUCGGAGGCAUCCGGCGCCUUCUCAUCCCCCUCCUAGACAUGGGAAACCAUGACUCCGAGCCCAGCGCCGUUUUCGACCUGGGCCGCAGUGGCCGUGCGGUGUGCCUCUCUGCCACGCGAGACUUGCAGGAAGGGGACCCGGUCACCUACUCAUACGGUGAGCAUCCCAAUGAACACUUUGCCUUGUACUACGGUUUCGUCCCUGAGUCGAACCCUUAUGACCACGUCAAAGUGUCCUUGACGAAGGUGCUCCAGUGCCUGACGCUGGCGGGAUUUCCCGGUGCCGGAGACUGGGAGGCCGCCAGGAUGGAGGAGGUGGUGCGCAGCGGAGUUGCCGCCAAUAGCCUGCCGCUCCGAGCCCGGUCGCCUCCGCUGGGGCUUCUGCAGGCCCUCUUCGCGCUGCUUCCUGAAGCCUCUGAGGCGACGGUUCUCAGGGCCGUGGCCGUUGCGUGUCAGUGCCUGGAAGCGGAAUAUCCCACCACUCUGAAGGAGGACCAGGCAAUCCUUGACUCUCCUUCGAGCACAUUGGCGGAUGGCGUGUUGCUGCUGGUGAAAUUGCGCAUGGAGCGGAAGAAGCUCUUGUGCAGUCUGAGCCAGACCCUUCAGGAUCUGGCAAAGGUCUUCGAGGAGAGCCCGGAACAGGCACAGGCCCAGCUCCAGGAGCUCCUUGCGAGUGCGCAGCCAGAGGCAGAUGACGCCAUGACCUAG